This is a messenger RNA of Anoplophora glabripennis (Asian longhorned beetle), 1705 nucleotides long. RefSeq names its product battenin (gene Cln3). Gene Ontology annotation, cellular component: lysosome; membrane. Bases 441 to 1655 code for a protein of 404 amino acids. NCBI's taxonomy places the organism in Eukaryota, Metazoa, Arthropoda, Insecta, Coleoptera, Cerambycidae. Gene Ontology annotation, biological process: regulation of intracellular pH; lysosome organization. The record is from RefSeq and is a predicted model, not a curated record. The transcript has 9 exons.
UUGGUAUUUGUGGGAUAUUAUUUAUUGGUUCACUGAGAUUUUAUUUACCUAGAUUUAUAAUGAAAUAUUUAGAUUACAUUUAAAAUAAGAUUAACUGAUUUACAAUCGAGCGGUUAAAGAUAAUAAUAAUCCUGUUAAGGCUGCAAUAUUCAACCAUAUAAUUUAAUUACAUCUGUUAUAUUCAGUGUCGAUUGGAUAAUAAAUAGAAUUUUGCAAUCCAACUAUGUACCUACAUUCCUUCAUAAAAAAAACGUGUUGGAUUGGAACCUAAUUAGACGAGAUCAGAACAAUUCCGAUAAAAACUUCAUUAAUUUUGGUCAUGGACACCCUGAAGUAAAGUGUAUAUUGUUUCUAACAUCCAAUUUUAGUUGAAGGACUUCUACAAUAACUCAUAGUUUUUAUAUCUGCACAUCAACUAUAGUAUAUAAAUUCCUAAAAAAAUGACCGAUUAUCAAAGUUGCACCACUAUACUUCCUCCUAUAGCCGAUCAAAAAUUAUUGCCAAAGAAUAGAAGAAUUAGAUCUCUGGUAGCCUAUUGGAUAUUGGGUUUAUGUAAUAAUUAUGGAUACGUGGUCAUGUUAACAGCAGCUAAUGAUAUUAUUGUUGAAAAUACUAAUGAAGAAGAGGUAAAAAGCAAAACUAGAGAAUGUACUUAUAUGUCGACUGGUAUAAUAUUGUUGGCAGAUAUUCUUCCCGGAUUAACAAUUAAAUUAAUUGCUCCAUUUUUACCAUUCUUUAUUCAUAUUCGAGUAAUCAUCUGUGUAUUAUUGGCAGCAGGUGGAUAUUUGGUGGUUGCUUUUAGUAACAGCCUUUAUUUAUCAAUUGUGGGAGUUGUGCUAACAUCGUUUUGUAGCGGAUUUGGAGAAGCUACUUAUCUUCAAUAUAGUUCCUAUUAUGACAAAAAUGUCAUUUCGACAUGGAGUUCAGGAACGGGAGGGGCAGGAGUAAUCGGAGCACUGUCUUACUCCAUUUUACAAAGACUUGGAAUGCGCACAACUCUAUUAAUAAUGUUAGUUAUUCCAUUAUCCAUGGCUAUAUCGUUUUGGAUCAUACUUCCCAAACCCUCAGAACAAGAUAUUGCGCAUGCUUUAGAAAUUCAGAAGAUUGUUAAUAACGAGGAAAUGAAAAAUCCUAAAGCGGCUAUAAAAAAGAAAUUAUCACUUAUUCCUGGACUUAUGAAAUAUAUAAUCCCAUUUUCUUUAGUUUACCUUUUUGAAUAUUUUAUUAAUCAAGGAACAUUUGAGUUGAUACAGUUCAAGGAUUCAUUUGUAUCCCAGCAAGCGCAGUACAGGUGGUUACAAGUAACAUAUCAAGUUGGUGUCUUCCUAUCUAGAUCAUCAGUUAAUCUAUUUCAUAUUAGACAGACUUGGAUAAUGACAAUAUUUCAGGGUAUUAAUGUUGUAAUAUUUACAACAGAAGUUAUAUAUUACUAUAUUCCAAAUUUUUAUAUAGUUAUUGCUCUCACUUUAUGGGAAGGACUUUUGGGAGGAUCUUCAUAUGUUAAUACAUUCUACAGAAUUUCUAGAGAGGUACCUGAAGAAAACAAACAGUUCUCUAUGGCAAUUACUACCUUCGGAGACAGCAUUGGAAUAGCAUUAGCAGGGGUGCUAGCCAUUUUCGCUCAUAAUAAAAUAUGUGAUCUACCUAUGCCAUAAUGUAUAUAAAGAAUGUAGAAAAAAAACGAAUAAAAAGUAUUUUUCUUUAU